Molecule: messenger RNA, 1389 nt
Organism: Torulaspora delbrueckii
Lineage: Eukaryota; Fungi; Ascomycota; Saccharomycetes; Saccharomycetales; Saccharomycetaceae
Gene: RKM2
Product: protein-lysine N-methyltransferase
Exons: 1
Coding region: 1-1389 (462 amino acids)
Biological process (GO): peptidyl-lysine monomethylation; peptidyl-lysine trimethylation
Molecular function (GO): protein-lysine N-methyltransferase activity
Source: RefSeq, a predicted model, not a curated record
AUGGAGCAGAGGAUCGAGAGGCUGCUGAAGUGGCUUAAAAAAUCAGAUGAAUUCUAUUUGUCUCCAAACGUGGGAGUAAUCGAGAGUGAAGGCUCCGGUAGAGGUGUCGUCUUAAAAAACGGUAAUUUGAGGAAGCACGAUGUCAUUGUUUCGGUACCUUCCCAUUAUCAAUUGAACUACUACACCAUAUUAUGGAACAUUUCGUUAUUUAAUUCCGAAUUGAAGAUCGAUGGCGUUACCGUUAACGAGAAUGAGAAGGAAAAGUACAGUAAAAUGCUACAAGAUGAUGAUCCGAGAUUUCAGAUAUACUCAUCACUUGAUCAAACAUUUCUCCUGAGCCUAACAUCCUUUCAGAUAUUUGAGAUCUACAUUAUGGUAGAAUGGAUUCUUUUGCCGUUGUGGUCUGAGGGCAGAAGUGAAUCGUUUUGGCAACGGUUCUUUGAUGUAUGGCCCUCUGAAGAGGAACUGAGUUCUAUUCCAGCUAUUUGGAGCUGCUCACCAUCGUCAAAGGACAAGAAUCUACUGCCGUUUCUGCCUUCAGCAUCGUGUGUACUCUUGGAGAAGAAAAUAAAACUGAUUGACCAUGACUGGGCACUGAUUCACCCCUGGUUAGCUAGUUGUGUUGAAAAAUUUUGCCAGCAAGGUCAGAAAACUCUCCCACAAGAUGAAUUGUAUCAAAAGUUCCUCCAGGUGUACUUCAUUAUCAACUCAAGAUGCUUGUAUUCGAAAGUGUUACUGAGAAAAGGCGAUGAGGAGAGCCAAUUCACCAUGGUGCCGUUCGUUGACUUCCUCAAUCAUACAGAGGAAAUAAAUGAGCACUGUUAUCCUAAAGUUGGCAGAACACCGAAAGCACAAACAAAUAUGGGCCCAUUUAGCUUGAAAUGUGGUGAACGUGGUUACAACAGGAUAGGAGAUGAAAUCUUACUGAAUUAUGGUCCACAUUCUAACGAUUUUCUUCUCAAUGAAUAUGGAUUUGUCCUUGAAAGAAAUCAAUGGAAUUAUAUUGAUAUUUCAGAAGAUAUACAAGCCAUGCUGGAAGGCAAUUCGGCCAUGAUCUCAUUUUUGAAGCACCACGACUACUGGGGAGACUACACAAUAAACCAUUCAGAGAUAAGUUAUAGAGUUAUCGUAGUAUUCAGCCUGUUUGUUACAAAAGAUUACAAGCGAAUGGACAAGUUUCUUUCAGGAUUCAUCUCAGAGGACUACUUUUGGCCUAAAAUUGAGGAUACUCUACGCCAAUUUCUGACAUCCUUAUGUGACAAGAUCCGAGAUCGAGUUGAGAAGCUGGAAGAUAUGCGCGCUGAAUCUUAUGAUUUUAGCGCGCAAAAUGUGGUGGCAUUAUACAUGGGCUACAUGGACAUUAUAGAGCAUCAUUUAGAUAGGUUAUAG